Molecule: messenger RNA, 555 nt
Organism: Theobroma umbraticum
Lineage: Eukaryota; Viridiplantae; Streptophyta; Magnoliopsida; Malvales; Malvaceae
Product: MLP-like protein 31
Biological process (GO): defense response
Source: RefSeq, a predicted model, not a curated record
AUGAUGUGGCAGAUUAUGACUGGUUCUUAUUAUAGAGUAUCACCAGAUCAAGGCGAAACAAUGUCGUCGUCUCUAACUGGUAAGCUGGAGGCUUAUGUGGAAGUCAAGGCUUCUGCCGAAAUGUUUAUGGAUAUGCUCUGCAACAGACCGCAUCAUGUAUCCAACGCCUGCUCUGACAAGGUGCAAGCAUGUGAUUUACAUGCCGGUGACUGGGGAAAGGAGGGUUCCAUCAUCUGCUGGAGUUAUGUUCAUGAUGGGGAGGCUAAAAUUGGGAAGGAAAUAAUCGAAUCGAUAGAUCCAAAGAACCACUCAAUCACUCUCAGACUGAUUGAAGGAGACCUCUUGAAGGAGUACAAGAGCUUCGUAGUCAAAGUUCAAGCUACUCCGUCUCCAAAGGGCGAGGGCUGCGUAGCGCACUGGGUUACUGAGUACGAAAAGCUGAAUGAGGACGUUGCACAUCCGGAGACCCUGAUGGAGUUACUAGCCGGAAUCUGUAAAGAUAUGGAUACGCACCUCACCCAAGCAUAACAGUUACGGUGGUUCUUUUUCUGUUUA